Messenger RNA from Erigeron canadensis, 5799 nucleotides. Its product is annotated as endoribonuclease Dicer homolog 1. The record is from RefSeq and is a predicted model, not a curated record. Gene Ontology annotation, biological process: siRNA processing. Gene Ontology annotation, cellular component: nucleus; cytoplasm. Lineage: Eukaryota; Viridiplantae; Streptophyta; Magnoliopsida; Asterales; Asteraceae. The transcript is spliced from 20 exons. The coding region runs from base 49 to 5688 and encodes 1879 amino acids. Gene Ontology annotation, molecular function: ATP binding; ribonuclease III activity; RNA binding.
AAAUUGUUGAAAUUUAAAGUGAUUUAUUUUUUAUCAAAAAAAAAAAAAAUGGAUGAUGAGACUAGAACUAGCAACAAGGAGGAGUUAAAGCCUUCUUAUUGGCUGGAUGCGUGUGAGGAUAUAGAUGAUUUGAUCAUUCCUGCUGGGGAUUUUGGUUCGGUUGAAGGUGGUGGUGGUGGUAGUUCGGAUGUGGGUUUGGAUCCUAGUUUUUUUGAUGGUGUUCUUGAUAGUAUACCUACGGUUGCAAAUGUUGUUGAUGCGGGUGAUGCUUUCAAGGUUACAAUGUCCAAGGUAGGUAAAGAUGAUAGUUAUAAUGGUAGUGGAAAGAGACGAGGUAGUGGGAGCGAUCGUGAUAAUCGAGAUAACGGUUACGAUACUCAAGUUGGGAAAAGGCCUCGUCUUGAGAGUGGUAGUGAUUAUAAGGAAAGAUUUAGUAGGAAGAGGAGCCGUGAUUACGAUUGGAGGGAUAAGGGUUCGGUUAGGAAAAAGGAGCAACAUUUUAAUGGUGGUGGAAUGAGGGGUAGUAGGGAUGUAGAUUGGAGGGAGGGAAGAGGUUAUUGGGAGAGGGAUCGGUUGGGGACGAACGAUAUGGUUUUUCAUCCGGGCCCGUGGACUGGUGCUUGUAAAACAGAUGUCAAGGCUUCUGUUGAGAAAAAUGUUGACGGGGAGUUAAAAAAGGACAAUGAGGCCAAGAAAAAAGUGCCGCAGGAGCAUGCACGAAAGUAUCAGCUCGAUGUUCUUGAACAAGCUAAAACCAAAAAUACAAUAGCUUUUUUAGAAACGGGGGCAGGAAAGACCCUCAUUGCUGUUCUUCUUAUUAAAAGCGUGUCUCUUGAUUUGCAUAGACAAGGCAAAAAGAUGCUGGCUGUGUUUUUGGUUCCAAAGGUGCCUCUUGUUUAUCAGCAAGCAGAUGUUAUUCGUGAGCAGACUGGCUUCCAAGUAGGACAUUAUUGUGGUGAGAUGGGUCAAGACUUUUGGGAUGCUAGGAGAUGGCAACGGGAAUUCGAGAAGAAACAGGUUCUAGUGAUGACUGCUCAAAUUCUUUUAAAUAUUCUUAGACACAGCAUAAUUAAAAUGGAAGCAAUUAAUCUGCUUAUUCUUGAUGAGUGCCAUCAUGCUGUAAAAAAACAUCCAUACUCUUUGGUGAUGUCGGAGUUCUAUCACACAACAACGAAGGAGAAAAGGCCAUCAGUUUUUGGAAUGACCGCCUCUCCUGUUAAUUUAAAGGGUGUCUCUAGCCAAGUGGAUUGUGCCAUCAAGAUUCGCAAUCUUGAAACAAAACUAGACUCUGUUGUUUGUACUAUUAAAGAUCGCAAGGAGCUGGAAAAACAUGUUCCAAUGCCAAUAGAAACUGUAGUAGAAUAUGAUAAAGCAGCUAGUCUAUGGUCACUACAUGAGCAGAUUAAGCAAAUGGAAGUGGAAGUUGAGCAAGCUGCACAAUCGAGUUCCAGGAAAAGCAAGUGGCAAUUCAUGGGAGCCAGAGAUGCUGGCGCUAAGGAGGAGCUUCGUCAAGUUUAUGGUGUCUCUGAAAGAACAGAAGGGGACGGGGCUGCCAAUUUAAUUCAAAAACUAAGAGCUAUUAACUAUGCACUUGGUGAACUAGGGCAAUGGUGUGCUUACAAGGUCGCACAGUCAUUUUUGACAGCCUUGCAAAGUGAUGAAAGGGCAAAUUUCCAGCUUGAUAUAAAGUUUCAAGAGUCCUACUUGAGCAAAGUUGUUGCUCUAUUACAGUGUCAACUAUCUGAGGGAGCAGUUCUACAAAAUAGCAUGGGUGAAAUUGAUGAGAAGGGGUGUGAGGCAACCUGCCUUGAUGAGAUUGAGGAAGGAGAGCUUCCUGACAGCCAUGCUGUAUCUGGGGGAGAGCAUGUGGAUGUGGUUAUAGGAGCUGCUGUGGCUGACGGAAAAGUGACCCCGAAGGUCCAGUCACUGAUUCAGAUACUUCUCAAGUAUCAGUACAUGGAGGAUUUUCGUGCCAUCAUAUUUGUUGAGCGAGUUGUGGCUGCCCUUGUUCUUCCCAAGGUUUUUGCAGAGCUUCCUUCUCUAAGGUUUAUUAAUUCAGCAAGUCUAAUAGGGCACAAUAAUAGUCAAGAAAUGCGGACUUCUCAAAUGCAGGAUGCUAUUUCCAAAUUCCGAGAUGGUCGUGUGACACUUUUAGUUGCCACUAGUGUUGCUGAGGAAGGUCUUGAUAUUCGACAAUGUAAUGUUGUUAUCAGAUUUGACCUUGCUAAAACUGUAUUGGCAUAUAUCCAAUCUCGGGGCCGGGCCAGAAAGCCAGGUUCAGAUUACAUCUUGAUGAUUGAGAGAGGAAAUUUGUCACAUGAGGCAUUUCUGAGAAAUGCUAGAAAUAGUGAAGAAACUUUGCGGAAAGAAGCGAUUGAAAGAACUGACCUUAGUUAUCUUAUGGGGACCUCAAAGUUGAUUUCCAUAGAGCCAACUCAUGGUACGGUCUACCAGGUGGAGUCAACCGGGGCUGUUGUGAGCUUAAAUUCUGCUGUUGGGCUUAUUCAUUUUUACUGCUCUCAACUACCUAGUGACAGAUAUUCAAUACUUCGUCCGGAGUUCAUUAUGGAGCGUCAUGAGAAGCCAGAAGGCCCUACUGAAUAUUCAUGCAGACUUCAACUUCCUUGUAAUGCACCAUUUGAAAGACUUGAGGGUCCUGUUUGCAGUUCAAUGCGCCUCGCACAACAGGCAGUUUGUUUAGCUGCUUGUAAGAAGCUUCAUGAAAUGGGAGCAUUUACUGACAUGCUCUUGCCCGACAAGGGAAGUGGAGGAGAAGGUGAGAAAGCUGAUGAAAAUGAUGAAGGAGAUCCACUUCCAGGAACUGCCAGACAUAGGGAGUUCUAUCCUGAAGGUGUAGCUAAAAUACUUCAGGGUGAUUGGAUUGUCUCUGGCAGAGAUGAUUGUGAUAACUCUGAAGUGUUUCAUCUGUAUAUGUAUUCUGUGAGAUGUGUUAAUGUUGGGUCUUCAAAAGAUCCAUUCUUGACUCAAGUUUCAGAGUUUGCAGUGCUUUUGGGAAAUGAACUGGAUGCAGAGGUGUUAUCGAUGUCAACGGAGCUUUUUAUCGCCCGAGCAAUGACAACAAAGGCAUCUCUUAUCUUCCGAGGGUGUAUUGAAGUUAAUAAGAGCCAGUUAAACUCAUUGAAGAGUUUUCAUGUAAGAUUAAUGAGCAUCGUACUAGAUGUGGAUGUCGAGCCAUCUACCACUCCCUGGGAUCCUGCCAAAGCAUAUUUGUUUGUGCCUAUCGGUGAGAAGCAGACAGAUCCUAUAAAAGAAAUUGAUUGGGAUAUUGUAGAUAAUAUUAUAAAAACACCUGCUUGGAAUAACCCACUUCAGAGAGCUCGGCCUGAUGUUUACCUUGGAACAAAUGAACGGAGCCUUGGCGGGGACCGCAGAGAAUAUGGAUACGGGAAGUUACGUCAUGGCAUGGGGGCAUUGGGACAAAAGUCACAUCCUACUUAUGGUGUUAGAGGAGCUGUAGCACAAUUUGAUGUUGUUAAAGCAUCUGGAUUGGUCCCUGAUCGAGAGGCUAAUGGAAUGUCAUGUAUCAUGGACAUGAAGAUAUCUGGCAAACUGAUGAUGGCUGAUUCUUGUACCAGUGCACAGAAUCUGGUUGGAAGGAUUGUUACUGCAGCUCAUUCUGGGAAGAGGUUUUAUGUUGAUUCUAUACGAUAUGAAAUGACAGCUGAGAACUCAUUUCCAAGGAAAGAAGGUUACCUUGGUCCACUUGAGUACACUUCAUAUGCAGAUUACUACAAGCAAAAGUAUGGAGUUGAACUGAUGUAUAAGCAACAACCCUUGAUAAGAGGCCGCGGGGUGUCUUAUUGCAAAAAUCUGCUGUCACCUCGAUUUGAACAUUCAGAAGGUCAUGAAGGCGAAUCUGAAGAGACUACUGAUAAAACAUAUUAUGUAUUCCUUCCUCCAGAGCUGUGUUUUGUACAUCCUCUUAGUGGAUCAUUAGUUCGUGGAGCACAGAGAUUACCAUCCAUAAUGCGGAGGGUUGAAAGUAUGCUGCUUGCUGUUCAGCUUAAAAAUGUUAUUAGCUAUACUGUUCCUGCUCUUAAGAUCUUGGAAGCUUUAACUGCGGCUUCAUGCCAGGAGACUUUUUGCUAUGAAAGAGCAGAGCUGUUAGGAGAUGCAUACUUGAAAUGGGUUGUUAGUCGUUAUCUAUUUCUUAGAUAUCCACAAAAGCAUGAAGGUCAGCUCACCAGGAUGAGGCAGCAGAUGGUUAGCAACAUGGUAUUGUACCAGUAUGCACUUACCAAGGGACUUCAGUCAUAUAUCCAAGCGGAUCGAUUUGCUCCGUGUAGAUGGGCUGCUCCUGGAGUACCACCUGUUUUUGAUGAGGACAUUAAGGAUACUGACUUUUUAUCUGAUCAAGACAAUAGAGAUCUAAAUGGGACUGUAAUAGAAGAUGGAGAUGAUGAUCUCGAGGAUGGUGAGCUUGAUGAGGGUGAUUCAAGUUCUUACCGAGUCCUCUCCAGUAAGACACUGGCUGAUGUUGUUGAAGCAUUAAUUGGGGUUUAUUAUGUUGAAGGUGGGAAACAAGCUGCUAAUCAUUUCAUGAAAUGGGUCGGGAUCGAGGUGGAUUUUGAUUUCACGGAGAUGGAAGGGUGUGCAACAUUGCCUAGCAAUGUUCCAGAUAGCAUACUAAGGAGUGUGAACUUUGAUUCUAUAGAGGGCGCUUUAAAUCUCAAAUUUCGUGAUAAGGGUCUACUGAUUGAAGCAAUUACUCAUGCUUCGAGACCAUCUUCUGGAGUUUCUUGUUACCAACGAUUAGAGUUUGUUGGGGAUGCGGUACUGGAUCAUCUUAUUACAAAGCAUUUGUUUUUUAUGUACACAGAUCUUCCACCGGGGCGAUUAACUGAUUUGCGAGCUGCUGCUGUAAAUAAUGAAAAUUUCGCACGUGUUGCUGUUAAACAUAACCUUCAUGUGCACCUCAGGCAUGGUUCUAGUGCCCUUGAAAAGCAGAUCCGUGAUUUUGUGAAGGAGGUGGAAACUGAACUGUCAAAACCAGGGUUUAAUUCAUUUGGUCUGGGAGAUUGCAAAGCUCCAAAAGUCCUUGGUGACAUAAUUGAAUCUAUCGCUGGUGCUAUUUUCUUAGAUAGCGGAAGGGACACAUCAGUUGUAUGGAAGGUUUUCCAACCUCUGUUGCAUCCAAUGGUGACUCCAGAAACACUUCCAAUGCAUCCAGUGCGGGAGCUACAAGAACGUUGCCAGCAACAGGCUGAAGGACUGGAGUACAAGGCAACACGAGCUGGUAACUUGGCUACAGUAGAAGUGCUCAUUGAUGGCAUCCAGGUUGGUGUUGCUCAAAAUCCCCAAAAGAAAAUGGCUCAAAAGUUAGCUGCUCGGAAUGCCCUUGCUGCUUUAAAAGUGAAAGAAACUGAAGCCAAGGAGAAGGAGGAGAAAGAAAAUGAGGAAGGAAAGAAGAAGAAUGGCAGCCAAACAUUCACCAGGCAGACUUUGAAUGACAUUUGUUUGCGUAGAAAUUGGCCAAUGCCAUUGUACAGGUGUGUCAGUGAAGGUGGUCCCGCACAUGCAAAACGGUUUAUAUUUGCUGUACGGGUAAAUACUUCUGAUAAAGGAUGGACAGACGAAUGUGUUGGGGAACCUAUGCCAAGUGUAAAGAAAGCAAAGGAUUCUGCUGCAGUUCUGCUGUUGGAGCUUCUAAAUAGGUGGUAUGCAUAAUUAUUUUUGUAAGAUUGGUUUUGAUCCAGAACUGUUCCAUUUGGAACAUCUGCUGAUUGGCGCUUCAGUAAUUUUAACUGUCUAUGUAUUCGAAUAUGACUUGUAUGUCAA